Messenger RNA from Lepus europaeus (European hare), 1164 nucleotides. Its product is annotated as pepsin-3-like. Bases 1 to 1164 code for a protein of 387 amino acids. Gene Ontology annotation, biological process: proteolysis. Lineage: Eukaryota; Metazoa; Chordata; Mammalia; Lagomorpha; Leporidae. Gene Ontology annotation, molecular function: aspartic-type endopeptidase activity. The record is from RefSeq and is a predicted model, not a curated record. The transcript has 9 exons.
AUGAAGUGGCUGCUGCUCCUCGGCCUGCUGGCACUCUCUGAGUGCAUUGUCCACAAGGUCCCCCUGGUCAGAAAGAAGUCCUUGAGGAAGAACCUGAUUGAGAAGGGCUUGCUGCAGGACUACCUGAAGACUCACACUCUCAACCUGGCCACCAAGUACUUGCCCAAAGCUGCCUUCGACUCAGUGCCCACUGAGAGCCUGGAGAACUACCUGGAUACUGAAUACUUUGGCACCAUCAGCAUCGGAACCCCCCCUCAGGACUUCACUGUCAUCUUUGACACCGGCUCUUCCAACCUGUGGGUGCCCUCUGUCUACUGCUCCAGUGCUGCCUGCAGCGUCCAUAAUCAGUUCAACCCUGAGGACUCCUCCACCUUCCAGGCCACCAGCGAGUCUCUCUCCAUCACCUAUGGCACUGGCAGCAUGACAGGCUUCCUGGGAUACGACACUGUGAACGUUGGGAACAUCGAAGACACCAACCAGAUCUUUGGGCUGAGUGAGUCAGAGCCUGGCUCCUUCCUGUACUACGCUCCCUUCGAUGGCAUCCUGGGUCUGGCCUACCCCAGCAUUUCUGCCUCCGAUGCCACGCCCGUCUUUGACAACAUGUGGGACCAGGGCCUGGUGUCCCAGGACCUCUUCUCCGUCUACCUGAGCUCUGAUGAUGACAGCGGCAGCGUUGUGAUGUUUGGUGGCAUUGAUUCGUCUUACUACACAGGAAGCCUGAACUGGGUGCCAGUUUCUUAUGAGGGCUACUGGCAGAUCACCGUGGACAGCAUCACCAUGGAUGGAGAGACCAUUGCUUGUGCUGAUGGCUGCCAGGCCAUCGUGGACACGGGCACCUCCCUGCUGGCUGGCCCCACCAGUGCCAUUUCCAACAUCCAGAGCUACAUUGGAGCCUCUGAGAACUCUGAUGGCGAGAUGAUCGUCAGCUGCUCAUCCAUGUACUCCCUGCCCAACAUUGUCUUCACCAUCAACGGAGUCCAGUACCCUGUGCCUGCCAGUGCCUACAUCCUGGAGGAAGAUGAUGCCUGCGUUAGUGGCUUCGAGGGCAUGAACCUCGACACCUACACUGGUGAGCUCUGGAUUCUGGGUGACGUCUUCAUCCGCCAGUACUUCACCGUCUUCGACCGUGCCAACAAUCAGCUUGGCCUGGCUGCUGCAGCUUAA